This is a messenger RNA of Lodderomyces oxycetoniae, 1797 nucleotides long. RefSeq names its product serine/threonine protein kinase. The record is from RefSeq and is a predicted model, not a curated record. Lineage: Eukaryota; Fungi; Ascomycota; Pichiomycetes; Serinales; Debaryomycetaceae. Gene Ontology annotation, biological process: intracellular signal transduction; protein phosphorylation. Bases 1 to 1797 code for a protein of 598 amino acids. Gene Ontology annotation, cellular component: cytoplasm. Gene Ontology annotation, molecular function: ATP binding; protein serine/threonine kinase activity. The transcript has a single exon.
AUGUCUAGGAUGUAUUGCAAUCCUUACUCAAAGAAAUCAAAGAGUCCGUUGGCAAAGUUGUCCAUACGUGUACCGGAAAACAACCCACCCGCGUCUGAAUCAGAGUUUCAACAGGAUGAGCCAAUACAACAUAAAUCUAUCAAGGCACUACAGAGCUUAUUAGGAGAACCCGUUGUUCUCCUUCCUCUGAAUAACAGCAGCUCCGCUUCUUCCUCCAUCAAAUCAACUAGUCCCAAUUCUAGUCAUUUCGAAAGAAUAGCUCAAUUGCCAACACCUGUAUUGAAAAACGGUUCCUUUUUCAAUUAUAGUCAAGGCCAACAAUGCAUCUUGUCGUCUCCAAUACCACGCGAAACUUUUGAAGUAGCCAAUUCUUUGGCAGGCAAUAGAAUUUUAUCUGACUAUAAACCAAUCCAUCGGGUUCAUAGCUUGCAUUAUGAUAAGAGAGUCACGUCCAACCCCGCUGAAACUCGAUCUCCUCAGCAUCCCCCUAGUGCUGCUUCAAGUACCGUAUCAUCCAUCAACUCAAAUAAAUUGAUAUAUGAACAACAACAACAACAACAAAAACAACAAAAACAACAUUCUGUUAUUGCAGAUUCGCCAAUAACACCAAAUACCUCACCCGAGAUUCCCAAAUCUUUUGCUUUUCCACAAGAACAAAAAUUUUACUCCAAAAGAUUCGAUAUAACUUUCAAUUUUGUUAAGGAAUUGGGCCAGGGGAAUUUCAGUCAUGUUGUUUUAGCCAAUUUUUUCAACGAAGAAGUUGCUGUAAAAAUCAUCACCAUUCCUGACUCUAAGUCGCAAAUAACCAAUUUCAAAUCAUUUAUACGGCGAGAGUUGAAUAUUCUCUACCACGUGUCGUAUCAUCCAUGUAUUACUACUUUGAUUGAUUAUAACAUAUCCUUAGAUAUAGACCAGCUGGAAAUUGAAGCUGAUACAAUUCCUUGUGAAGAAAAUCUAGAUGCAUCAAGUACCACCGCCGCCAAAAAUAAUGAACUGUUGUUGAAUAGCAACCAAUUGAUUUUCAUGAAUUAUUGUCGUGGAGGCAACUUAUUGAACUUUCUUCAAGACCAUAAUCAGCAGAUGAAUCUUUAUAAUAUCAACUAUUGGACUUUGCUCAAACGUAUUGCGUGUGAGAUUAUGGUUACCACGGCAUUUCUACAUGAAAAUAAUGUUGUUCAUCGAGAUAUAAAAUUGGAAAACAUUCUUCUUCUUUACACUGCCGAAGAAGCUGACCAAAUCUUUUUGCACGAUCAAUUAAUGUCUACGCCAUUUAUAAAUCUAAGCGAUUUUGGACUUUCAAAAAAAUUACAAACAUCAGAUCAAUUACUCCAGACUAGAUGUGGAUCUCAAGAUUACAUCUCCCCCGAGAUUUUGAUGGGGUUGAAAUAUGAUGGUAAAUUGACAGAUACUUGGUCAAUUGGAGUUUUAGUCUACUGCAUCUUGGAAGGUAAACUUCCAUUUGAUAUAACUCAUGAUUCAUCAAGUGCUAUGCAACCCAUCAAUUUGCCGUCCUCGGGAAUUUCUCCUUCUGUGUUAAAGAGAAGACGCUCGAAAAAGACUAGCACGGCACACCGUAUCGCGAUGAUUGAUUGGAACUGGAACAAUGUCGUGGAGUACCUAGCAAAUGACGAAAUUGACUUGGAAAUCAAGAAUAUUUUCAAACAAUUGAAAUCGUUUGUUGAUAAGGUGUUGGUGAGAAAGGAUAAGAGACCAAACUUGAAACAAGUUUUUCAACUUGAUGAAUUCAGCUGGAUUAAGGAAUGUGUUCCUAAUAGCAUUGUUGAGUUUAAAUUGUAA